Molecule: messenger RNA, 954 nt
Organism: Schistosoma rodhaini
Lineage: Eukaryota; Metazoa; Platyhelminthes; Trematoda; Strigeidida; Schistosomatidae
Source: the annotation of a GenBank genome assembly
AUGAUCGGGAGAUUGAGUGUGUUUUCUCGGUUAGCUUGUCGAAGGGCUAUUUAUUUAUUUCGAGAGUUUUGUGCUGAAGCAGAACUCUUGGUAGAAGAUGGGAAUAAGUCAAGAAGUUGUAAACCUUUACGCCCUUUAUAUUUUGAUUUUCAAGCAUCUACACAAAUGGAUCCUCGAGUAUUAGAUGCCAUGUUACCAUUUUAUAUUAGUCAUUUUGGUAACCCUCAUUCACGCACACAUGAGUAUGGUUGGUAUUGCGAAGAAGCCGUUGAGAAAGCUAGAGGAAAUGUAGCUAAUCAGAUAGGCGCUGACCAUAAAGAGAUCAUUUUCACCAGUGGUGCGACAGAAAGUAAUAACCUAGCUGUAAAAGGUGUUGCCAAGUUUUACUAUCCAAAGAAGAAGCAUAUUAUAACUACACAGAUCGAGCAUAAAUGUGUAUUGGAUUCCUGUAGAAUUUUGGAAAACAGUGGGUUUGAUGUUACUUAUUUACCUGUUCAGAAAAAUGGAAUUUUGGAUUUGGAGGUUCUGGAACGGUCUAUCAAACCCGAAACGGUCUUGGUGUCUGUCAUAGCAGUUAAUAACGAAAUAGGUGUCCUUCAGCCAAUCGAAGAAAUUGGAAGACUAUGUCGAAGUAAAGGAGUUAUCUUCCAUACUGAUGCUGCACAAGCUUUUGGAAAAGUGCCAAUUGAUGUUAAUGCUAUGAAUAUUGACCUCAUGUCCAUUAGUGGUCACAAGAUAUAUGGUCCUCAAGGCAUUGGUGCUCUGUACGUACGUCGCCGACCUAGGGUUCGAUUAGAAGCUCAGCAAAAUGGAGGUGGACAGGAACGUGGGUUAAGGUCUGGUACUGUUCCUACGGCCUUAGUUGUCGGUUUAGGUGAAGCAAGCCGUUUGGCAAGCGAGGAAAUGAAAGCUGAGAUCUUGCUUUUCAAAAUCAAUUUUUCCAAUACAUUUUAA